Molecule: messenger RNA, 3216 nt
Organism: Octodon degus (degu)
Lineage: Eukaryota; Metazoa; Chordata; Mammalia; Rodentia; Octodontidae
Gene: Prdm6
Product: PR/SET domain 6
Exons: 9
Coding region: 240-1820 (526 amino acids)
Cellular component (GO): nucleus
Molecular function (GO): protein binding; histone methyltransferase activity
Source: RefSeq, a predicted model, not a curated record
CUUCACGCGACUUGGUCCCUUCGCCCCGGUCCCCAGCGCCCCCGCGCUCAGCGCUCUUGCGCUCUCGCGUUUGGCACUCGCAGCCCAGAGGUCGCGGCCUCCGGACCCCCGAGGCUCGCCACCCGCGCAGCCGGGGCAUGUAGCCUCGCGGGACGCACCCCGUCCUGCUCGCUCGCCGACACACGCACGCACACAGGCACGCGCCAGCGGCUCAGAGUUCGCAGCUCGUGGCGUCGGACAUGCUGAAGCCGGGGGAGCCCGGCGGCUCGGCCUUCCUCAAGGUGGACCCAGCCUACCUGCAGCACUGGCAGCAGCUCUUCCCGCACAGCGGCGGCGGCGGCCCGCUCAAGAGCAGCGGCGCUGCGGGUCCCCUGGGCCUGCCGGUGUUCGCGCCCUUGGCCGCCGCCGUGGCCGCUGAGCCGCUGCCCACCAAGGACCUGUGCCUGGGCGCCGGCCCCGGGCUGGGGCCCGCCAAGUGCGGCGGCAGCGGAGGCCACGGCGGGGACCGGGACGGCCGGGGCGCCCCGCGCUUCCGUUGCAGCGCCGAGGAGCUGGACUAUUACCUGUACGGCCAGCAGCGCAUGGAGAUCAUCCCGCUCAACCAGCACACCGGCGACCCCAACAACCGCUGCGACAUGUGCGCCGACCACCGCCACGGCGAGUGCCCCAUGCACGGCCCGCUGCACUCGCUGCGCCGGCUCGUGGGCACCAGCAGCGCCGCCGCCGCCGCGCCACCCGAGCUGCCCGAGUGGCUGCGGGACCUGCCGCGGGAGGUGUGCCUGUGCACCAGCACCGUGCCCGGCCUGGCUUACGGCAUCUGCGCAGCGCAGAGGAUCCAGCAGGGCACCUGGAUCGGGCCCUUCCAGGGAGUACUGCUGGCCCCAGACAAGGUGCAGGCGGGCACUGUGAGGAACACGCAGCAUCUCUGGGAGAUAUAUGAUCAAGAUGGGACACUACAGCACUUUAUUGAUGGUGGGGAACCUAGUAAGUCGAGCUGGAUGAGGUAUAUCCGAUGUGCAAGGCACUGUGGAGAACAGAAUCUAACAGUAGUUCAGUACAGGUCGAAUAUAUUCUACCGAGCCUGUAUAGAUAUCCCCAGGGGCACCGAGCUUCUGGUGUGGUACAAUGACAGCUAUACGUCUUUCUUUGGGAUCCCCUUACAAUGCAUUGCCCAGGAUGAAAACUUAAACGUCCCUUCAACGGUCACGGAAGCCAUGUGCCGGCAGGACGCCCUGCAGCCCUUCAGCAAGAGCAGCAAGCUCUCCCCAGCCACCCCGCAGCGAUCCGUUGUUUUCCCACAGACUCCGUGCAACCGAAACUUCUCGCUCCUGGAUAAGUCUGGGCCCAUUGAGUCCGGAUUUAACCAGAUCAACGUGAAAAACCAGCGAGUCCUCGCAAGCCCGACCUCUACCAGCCAGCUGCACUCGGAGUUCAGUGACUGGCACCUCUGGAAGUGCGGGCAGUGCUUUAAGACUUUCACCCAGAGGAUCCUCCUGCAGAUGAACGUGUGCACGCAGAACCCCGACAGACCCUACCAAUGUGGCCACUGCUCCCAGUCCUUUUCGCAGCCUUCGGAAUUGAGGAACCACGUGGUCACCCACUCCAGCGACCGGCCUUUCAAGUGUGGCUACUGUGGUCGCGCCUUUGCUGGGGCCACCACCCUCAACAACCACAUCCGGACCCACACUGGAGAAAAGCCCUUCAAGUGCGAGAGGUGUGAGAGGAGCUUCACACAGGCCACCCAGCUGAGCCGACACCAGCGGAUGCCCAAUGAGUGCAAGCCAAUAACCGAGAGCCCAGAAUCAAUCGAAGUGGAUUAACUGAUUGACUGGUUGGAAUUAAACUGCAAGGAAAGUCAUGAUUAAAUGUCACGGACACUUAAGCAAAACCAAAGAUUUCCUCUGAGCAACUUUCAAUCAGUCCCAGAAAACCAAAAGCAGUAAUAAAAUAAGUAAGAUGUUAAGAGAUAUUGAUCCUGGCGUGGAAGUCAGACCAGGAAAGAGAUUAUUUAUUUAUGACUAGGGAUAAACUGAUUUCAGUGGACAGCUACCCUGGGAUGGCUCGCGUUUCCAGUCCUACCGUAUGUUUGCUUUGUUUCUAAAAAGCUUUUUAAAAACUGUUAUUUAAUACCAAAGGGAGGAAGUGAGUGGGUUCCUCUACCCACAUUGUAACUAAGACUGCACAGGGCCUGGGUUUUCGCUGCACCUUUUAAUAGCAUGUUCCAAGGAGACCCGUGGUACAGUCCUUCCUGCUGCUCUGCUUCUGGCCUGGCCAGCCUGGGCAGAUGCUGGCUGCACGGCAGGGACUGCAGCAGCCAGAGCGUGGCCAGGCAGUGCCACCUGCAGCCCAAGGCAGCUUGUUCAGCGCCCCUCCUCGUGUGCACUUUCCCGCAGCUCCUUCCACCCAGCAGCCACGUCUUGAUGCAGGAGAGCCAGAAAAAGGAAGAGACCAGUUUCAGUUUGAAAAUUCAAAGGAAAAUGCAGGGACUUCGUCCUGUCAAGAUUUCAAAAACAUUUCAAAUGUAUGGAGCUUCAUAAUACAGUAUAUUGUUCCGAAGCAGCUAGUUGAGAAAAUUUUGUUUUCAGUAACAUUUUAGCUUAAAAAAAAAAAAAAAAUGGAAAUAAAGUUCUUUGGUUUGAGGCUAAAUGUAAGGUGUUAGCCUUCAAGUAAUUUUUUUUUUGUUUCUGUGCAGCUGUUGAGUGUGUGUACAGUCAGCACCCAGGCCAUUGUCACGGUGGUUGUGGUACAAGGGGCUUCAUCAUCUUUACUUGUGUAGGAGCAGUCUACGCAUCCUCUUUAUUCACUGCUGAGCACAGCAGAAGCACUUCUGCAGAAAUGGCCAAAGAACAUUGAGAGGUGGAGACACAGAGAGGGUUGUGUUUGACCAGACUGCCUAGGACCAGCUGGUUUUAUCAAUAGGAGUUGUCUGUUUCUCUCUUGAGACUGGGUAAUCAAAACAAUUGUAUACCCAAUUUCACUGUUCUUUGAUUGAGUGCUUGGAAAGUGAGUUCAGUUUCAGCUAGCUUCCUGGUGGCUCAGCAGCCGUGCUCAGAGAACUCAGUCGUAUUCUGUGGAGUCAUCCGCGUUGGGGUAAACGUGAGCCCUGCAGCUGUAGGGCAGUUCCUCUCAGAAGCAGAGUUUAGCUCUGUGGCCAGUUGGAAUCAAACAGAAUUAAUUUGUGUAGAAUGCUUAAUAAGAAGCUCUGUUUGUAGGUUU